AUGUAUUCGGCUACCCUCGAUUCGCAGUCGUAUGUCCAAGGUCCGCCCACUCAACGCUUUCGAGAUAACCUUCGUAACGACACAAAGUACAUUACAUCGUGGAUUUCUGCGGGAUGGACGAAUGACGUGAUGACCUAUGGAAAUUUGAUUUACCUCGCACUCAUAACAGAGCGCAUACCCAUAAUCGCGAAGUUCACCCCUUCUCAUGUCGACAAUAGUGCACCUCCAUUUGCUUUUGGAGAAGUGAUUGACGUCCAUCGACUCAGCCAAGCCAUAGGGAGUCCCGUAAUUGAAUGGCACGAAGUGAAGGACUCGGAGAGUAAGGUUCUCGAUGACCUUGGCUGUUGGACUGUUUGGGAAAGCGUUCAAAAGCUAGAUCCCCGUCCCCGAGGAAGUCCUUCCCUCAAUUGGCUCAGGCUCGAUGUCUCGUGGACGCGAGCCCCAGAUUGGGUCAAGCUGACUGCUCCUGGCAUAAAAGACAACCAUGCUUCCUUUUGGUCCCUUGCAACACUUGCGUUUCCGGAGACUCGCUCGAACAGCCUGGAAUUAACGAAUCAUCCUUCUCCUCAGCAUCAGGUUUCCCUUUCCCCGGAUGAUCAGCUACUAUGCUUCGAUUACCUGUACUAUGUAGGCGCACAGAAUGCAUGGGAAUGGGAAUCGGACUAUUCUCCUGCAUGGAGAUUUGUAGGCCAACACAUGCACUGGAACGCGAGCCUCGAAAGGCUUGCCGAUGAACAUGCUCGGCGUGCUAUGAACGUGCCAGUAAAUGAACCAACACCACCCUAUAUAUCCAUCCACAUACGGCAUGGUGACUUCCGCAAUUACUGUAAUGAUCUGCCUUUGGACCAGUGCUUCGCUUCGUUGCCUGUCAUUGCGCGCAGGGUAGCCGAGGUGCAAGAGGAGCUGCGCACACAAAAAAGUAUCGAGGUUACACAAGUUAUUAUGACGAGCGACGAGCGUGACCCAGAAUGGUGGUCAGGGGUCAGGGCAAUGGGCUGGACGUGGGUGGAUUACGCAACGGAGCGGACAGAGGAGAUCUAUGGAAAGUGGUAUCCGGUGUUCAUUGACGCUGUCAUUCAGUCAAAUGGAGCUGGCUUCGUAGGUACUCAUGGCUCCACAAUGACCACCCUAGCCCGUCGAAGAGUGGAGUCGUGGCAUGGUGGACCGACUCGAGUCGUCAAAUGGGGCUCGCCGAACGCUGACGACCACUGAUACAAUCAGAUCAGUGGAAUGGAAGAUGAUCUUGCGCCGUAAAUAUUAUUGGCUAGAAUGGAUCUUUAUCGUUGCAUUUAUAGACUUAUCAUUCACAUGGACACACCUCAUGUACCAACCAUUUAUAAUGCACAUAUUGUAUGGAGCCCAGAUGUGAUUGACAU
Messenger RNA from Suillus subaureus, 1376 nucleotides. RefSeq lists its product as uncharacterized. The transcript is spliced from 7 exons. Bases 1 to 1212 code for a protein of 403 amino acids. Gene Ontology annotation, biological process: protein O-linked glycosylation via fucose. The record is from RefSeq and is a predicted model, not a curated record. NCBI's taxonomy places the organism in Eukaryota, Fungi, Basidiomycota, Agaricomycetes, Boletales, Suillaceae. Gene Ontology annotation, molecular function: peptide-O-fucosyltransferase activity.